AACCACAGCGAUAUCAACACCAACAACACCGAGGACAACCACGCAUACACCGCGAGAAAUACCCACCAUGUAUAUAUUGGAUGAUCUUUACGAUGAUGAUUAUAUAGAUCAAUUUAAUAGUUAUAAUACCACAACGCCAACGGAAACACCAGAUCCAUCGUUCAGCGCACAGCUGGCACCCUGCCCGAUUUGUUCGCGAACAUUUAACCCCGUCACACUACGGAAACAUGUUGGCAUUUGUGAAAAAAUGGCCACCAAAAGGCGUAACAUUUUCGAUUCAUCACGGCAGCGUCGAGAGGGUACCGAAUUGGCCACAUAUCCAUUACCAAAGAAUUUUGGUUUACCCGAAAAGACUUCGUCGAGUACGACAACAUUGACAAGGACGAAAAGUGAAAGGGGUCAGUCGCCAAAUCCAUUGCAAAAGGUCGCCUCUCCCAUAAUGCAGCGCAAAAAGCCCACAGAAGAAUUUGUACGCUCCACCGCCCGUGCCUCAAUGCGUAAGCUAUCCACCUCUUCGGCCACCGAUGGCAUGACAACAUCCAGCAAUUUUAGUCGUGAUCGUUUACGUUCCUCAGAAAGAUCACUGACACGUCGUGGUCCCAUCCAGACAUCGGUACCCUCUGAACAAUGUCCCCACUGUGAUCGUUGUUUUGGCCUAAAAGCUUAUGAUCGUCAUGUGGAAUGGUGCAAAGAAAAGGCUCUCCAGGAUUCCAUUAAGAAACAAGCCUCAAGUAAAUCAGAAGAGAAUGCUGCAAAAGCACGCCUGGAGGCGAGAACGAAAUAUAAAGCACCGUGUUUGAAAACAAAACGCUCGAUAAAUCGCGACAAAUAUUCUGGUGCCGCCGGAGAUGAAAAUGAGGAUAUUACCAAAACACCAAAGCUUGGCCACAAAACAACACAGGAUACCGGGUUAAUGUCCAUGUCGAUGACAUCUUCGAUUAACAGUGAAAGUGGCCUACCCGAUAAUUACGAUCCAUUUUUAUCGGCUAAACGACAACUUGAGGAACUCUGUUCACCCACAGCCACCGAUUCUCCAACAACACCACAACUGCCCAGCUUGCCAUCGACACCGGCGGCUGCAACAAAUAACACAAAUAAAAUGUCCACCUCUCUAACACUUGGUAGUAGUUCGACAUCGAGCACAAAUAAUACAACAUCUAGUCCCAAUACUACAACGUCACAAACAUCUAAGACUCCCACUCUAACCAGAUCAUCGAGCUUCCGACGUACUGGCUCAUUGCGUUGUCCACGUCGUUCACCACUGCUGACACAACGUGUACCCCUAUUUGCCCAAAAGCAUAGACCCACCAUACAAAGGGGUCUCUCUGAUGAGGGGCCCAUAUCAUCGAAUUUCAUGAAACCCGAAGAAUAUGAUGAAAUGCCUGUUCGAUCGGUGUGUGUCAACGAUUAUGCUAUAACGAAAAGUCCACGAGUGGUACGCCGUGACACAUCAGCUUCCAAUCGUAAACAGCCUUUGAAAUUGAACAUAAAUGCUGCCAAUGAGGCUGCUGGUAAUUCCAGCAGUGGUCUAACACCCAAUACCAGUGAAACAGAAAGUGCUCCCAAUACCGCUUCACGUUAUGUCAACAAAACCGAUUCAUUGGCUGUUUUCCUGAAAUAUGAACACGAAUUGGAAAAACUGAAUAAGGCAGCGAAUACUACAACAAGCGAAACUAUUACGGAAUCACCUACCGAUCAAAAUGGCAACAAUAGCUCGAGCGCAACUACCCCAGCAGUAUUGGCAAAUUUGGAUGGCCCUCUCAAUGCCAAGGAGCUAAAGGACAAAAGCAACAAUUUGAGCAAACAAAAUUCAGCGAAAAAUAUUAAAGCUGAUUUGUUGGAGCUUAGUUUAAAUGAACCGAAUGAAAACUGCGAACAAAAACCAAUAACUCCAGAAGCAUCGGGGAAAUAUAAUUCCGUUCGUUUGGCCCCACUGAAUUCCAAGCCCACAACACCACUCAUCACACCCCACAGCAAUGGACAGCAUUUAACAAAACCCUCCACACCUGUGGCAAUACCAAUAAGCAAGCCAUCCACGCCCUUGACCAAACCCUCUACACCCUUGACCAAACCCUCUACCCCUUUGAACAAACCCCUAACCCCCUUGAAUACCAAGGCAACUUUGCAACCCUUGGAACAAAUUAAACCACAAAUAUCUCAAAAACCCGUGGCCCUUAGCUCCAUAUUUGGUACCACCAACAAUCAAAAAUCCACUGAAGAGCGUAAAACUUCUUUGGGUUCCGAUUACAUCGAUCCCAAAUUAAUUAACAAAUGUGAUAAUUUACCAAUUAAUUUAAAUAAAUUACGUAAUGAUUUUAAGCACUCCGAUGCGGCGGAUUCUGUGGAAAUAAAUCGUCGUGAACAUUUAUCUUCCUCCUCGUCGGAAGCAUCAGUACCACCAUCAGCCACAAAGUUUUUGCCUUCAGUUAAUAAAUCGGAAAAUCAAAAUGGAGCCCCAAUUCCAAAUCAAAAACCUUCCACAGCCCCUGCGGCUUCCCAAUCCAGUGCUAUUCCCCAAAAACAGCAGCAGCAACAACCACAGCUGCAUCAUCAGCCAUCUAGCCAAUUGUCGGCGACGGCUAGUCAACGCAAUUCUGCUGAGGGACGUAAUCUUCUAAAGCGACGCAUACGCCUCGGUCGCAAUCAAUUCUUAUACGAUGCCUCUCCGGAGGCUGAUUCAUGUUCGGCUGAUGAUGAAGCCAAUCGUUCGUCCAUGGAGUGUGACAACUUCAUGAAGGAACAUCAAAAGGCCUUCGAUCGUCUCAGUGCCCAAAUGAACAAUUUGGAGGAGCCAUUUGUGCCACCGCCUUCAUUGCCGGCUGAAUUUGAUGAUUUUGACUUUGAGGAAUUCCUGUCAUCAUUCGAAAAUGAUGAAGAACAAUUUCCUCUAUUUAAGGAUUGUCGAGAAUUUCUAUUGAAUCGGACAUCGAAGAAACAAAGAUCGAUGUUAAUGCCGAAUUCCAAUGUGAACAGCAACAGCAAUACUGUCCCCCAACAGAAAUCCACAUUCCCACCCCUUAAUAGUCACACUAACAGUAAUAAUAACAACAACAAUAACACAAAUAGUAACUCAAAUCCCCAACACCAUUUUCAAUUCCCCAAUUUACCAGCCCAUCCUAAAGGUCUUUUCGAUUCCUUCUCCCCCCAAAAUAGAGCUACCAAAAAUAGAUAUAACGAAAAAUCCCUUGCUAGUGAUGAUGAUGAGCUGGGUUUGGUCAACCAUCAGAAACGGGAAAUAUUCAUUAGCAUAGAAACCGAACAAAAUGAUUUGGAUAAGGAACCCAUAUCCCCCAAUUCCAUACGUGACAUGAUGAUGGGUAACCCUCAAUGUCUGGCCGAAAUUGAGGUGGAUGCUGCCGAUAAUAAAUUCAGUAAAAUCAGUGAUGAUGAUGAACAGCAGCAACAACAGCACCAGCACAAUUUAUCAUCUAUACCCCGCAGUAAUCACUUUAAUGGCCAUUUUAUAAAUACUAAUAAACCCGAUGUUCAAUUGAAUAACGCUAAAAAUCUUAUACAAAAAAUGCAAAAAGAUUUCCGCCAGCUGAGUGAUGAAAUGGCCGCCAAUCUGAGACAAUCUAUGGAACAGCAACGAACCGGUGAUCACGUGACGUCGACCGCCACGACAAUGACGACGAUGAUGAUGAAUAAUCGCAAUAAGGUGAACAAGGCCACAGGAACACCCAGCGGUGAUGCCUAUGCCGAUUCGGAUGAAUUGAGUAGUUUAGAUGGUUAUCCGUUGUCGUCGCCCAAUUCACGUUUGGGUGUUAGUUCCAAAACGAGUGCAGACUCGGCCUAUGGGAGUCUCUCGCGUCAACGUUCUUCCGAACUAACUAACCCACGUAAUUCUAGUCGUAAUCGAAGCUUAACAACUAAUCCAAAUGGCGCGGGUAAUGUGGUUAUAAGUCGACCCUUAGCCGAGGAACGUUGUCGACAAUUAAGUGCCUCAUCGAGCAGUAGUUCGGAACAUGCCUUACCACCAAUUAUGGGUGGACAAAAUAUUAAUAGCAAUACUAACAACAACAACAACAUUUACCAAAUGAUGUUACGUUAUGAACGUAAUAAUAAUAAUAAUAACAAUUACGAUACUAGCAGCACAACACCCCUACAUCCUACAAUGGGUUUGACUUCAACACCAAAUACUACCCAACAGUCAAUGAUGAUGAAUUCGAAUCGUGAAACCCCAGCAAGUUCGACAAAUCAAUUGUAUGGCUCCAGUUCAACAAUGAGUUCAAGUAUGAAAAUGUCAAAAUUCUGUCAUGAAUGUGGCACAAAAUUUUUGAUAGAUACGGCUAAAUUUUGUAUGGAUUGCGGUGUUAAACGUAUUUGUUUGUAGAGAGUGGAAGA
Molecule: messenger RNA, 4344 nt
Organism: Musca vetustissima
Lineage: Eukaryota; Metazoa; Arthropoda; Insecta; Diptera; Muscidae
Product: mucin-2
Exons: 8
Coding region: 68-4333 (1421 amino acids)
Source: RefSeq, a predicted model, not a curated record